AUGUCGGGACAAAUAUCUACUCUCAAGUUUAAUGCAGUCAUUGAAGGAACUGAGAAAGUCCACAGCUUUGUCAGUAAGUUUUUUCACUUAUAUUCAACUUGUUUUAGAAAGGUUAUUGGGAAUCGCCGAGUUUUAUCACAAAGAUACGAUGAUCUUGACUAUCAGUGAAGAGAGUUUCCUUCUUUUUAGAGGAGGGGACAGCGCAUUGUCUACGAGUAUGACUGAAUUAUGGCUAAACAAUGUAGGUUUAUCCCAUUUUAGGUAUCAAAACUUGGUUAUUCUGAUUUUAGAAGCAAUGUUUUGACCAAUAUGAAUUUAUGGAAACUGAAAGAGGACAAGUCUCAUUUGAGGUUGAAUCGGAACAGAUUUUUGACGCAUUAAAAGGACUAGACAUGUUGAAAUUAAGAAUUGACCUGCUAAAGUUGAGAGUUGUUCAAGUUGAUUCAAAUCUCCACCUCAGAAUUAAAAUCCCCAAUCUCAAUGCGACACAUGACGUUACUACUGACCUGAAGCCACUAGUUGAUUCUAAUGAAUACCGAAUGCCAUCGAAUAAUCGAGAUUAUGUGAGUUAUAUUGCUAUGGCAUUAUUUAUUUUAUCUUUAGAUCAGUGUUUUGAUCGCUGAAUCAAGUCGGCUGGAGAAAAUUCUAAAUGGUUUCAAACACAUGAAUCUGAAUGUACUGGAAAUUAUCCUAUGUGUGUCCAAAAAAGAGAUGAGGAUCUGUGGAACUGAUACUGGUUGUAAAAGUACUGUAAUAUUGAAGGAUUUGAGCCUCCGGCAACACAUAGGAAGUAAGGGCGUAAACAAAUUGUCUUGAACUUUUAGGUAGCGACAAUAACGAUGUAACGGACUCAGUGAAAGUGAGAGUAAGCCUCCAAAAUCUUCAUACCCUCUUCAGAAACUUUGUGGAUGCAGCUGAACCCUUGGAAAUCAGUAAGAAUAACUUUUAAUUUUCUAAUUUUUAGGAGUUGCUAAUGAGGAUUCGGCGAGGUUCAUUCUAAAGAAGCUUGAUGGAAUUUUUACUUUAUUCAUUUCUCAUCAAAACCUCUGA
Bursaphelenchus xylophilus (pine wood nematode) is the source of this 1050-nucleotide messenger RNA. NCBI's taxonomy places the organism in Eukaryota, Metazoa, Nematoda, Chromadorea, Rhabditida, Aphelenchoididae. The record is from the annotation of a GenBank genome assembly.